This is a messenger RNA of Suricata suricatta (meerkat), 3169 nucleotides long. RefSeq names its product signal transducer and activator of transcription 5A (gene STAT5A). The coding region runs from base 55 to 2031 and encodes 658 amino acids. Gene Ontology annotation, molecular function: DNA-binding transcription factor activity, RNA polymerase II-specific; RNA polymerase II cis-regulatory region sequence-specific DNA binding. Gene Ontology annotation, biological process: regulation of transcription by RNA polymerase II; defense response; cell surface receptor signaling pathway via JAK-STAT. The record is from RefSeq and is a predicted model, not a curated record. The transcript has 15 exons. Lineage: Eukaryota; Metazoa; Chordata; Mammalia; Carnivora; Herpestidae.
CUGUCCGUGGAGAGCCUCUGCAGCCCUCUGCUCUCUCGCCCUAGGUGAUCGGACAUGGCGGGCUGGAUCCAAGCCCAGCAGCUGCAGGGAGAUGCGCUGCGCCAGAUGCAGGUGCUGUAUGGGCAGCACUUCCCCAUCGAGGUUCGGCACUACUUAGCGCAGUGGAUCGAGAGCCAGCCGUGGGAUGCCAUCGACCUGGACAAUCCUCAGGACCGAGCCCAGGCCACUCAACUCCUGGAGGGCCUGGUGCAGGAGCUGCAGAAGAAGGCGGAGCACCAAGUGGGGGAAGAUGGGUUCUUGCUGAAGAUCAAGCUGGGGCACUAUGCCACGCAGCUUCAGAACACGUACGACCGCUGCCCCAUGGAGCUGGUGCGCUGCAUCCGGCAUAUUCUGUACAAUGAGCAGAGGCUGGUCCGAGAAGCCAACAAUGGUACUUCUCCGGCUGGGAUCCUGGUGGACGCCAUGUCCCAGAAACACCUCCAGAUCAACCAGACAUUUGAGGAGCUGCGCCUGGUGACGCAGGACACAGAGAAUGAGCUGAAGAAGCUGCAGCAGACUCAGGAGUACUUCAUCAUCCAGUAUCAGGAGAGCCUGAGGAUCCAGGGUGAGGCCGGGCCGCCUGGGCGCUGUGUGCCCACAUUCAUCAUUGAGAAGCAGCCCCCUCAGGUCCUGAAGACCCAGACCAAGUUUGCAGCAACGGUGCGCCUGCUGGUGGGGGGGAAGCUGAACGUGCACAUGAACCCUCCCCAGGUGAAGGCCACCAUCAUCAGUGAGCAGCAGGCCAAGUCGCUGCUCAAGAACGAGAACACCCGCAACGAGUGCAGCGGAGAGAUCUUGAACAACUGCUGUGUGAUGGAGUACCACCAGGCCACCGGCACCCUCAGCGCGCAUUUCCGGAACAUGUCACUAAAGAGAAUUAAGCGCGCUGACCGGAGGGGUGCAGAGUCCGUGACGGAGGAGAAGUUCACGGUCCUGUUUGAGUCUCAGUUCAGUGUUGGCAGCAAUGAGCUUGUGUUCCAAGUAAAGACUCUGUCCCUUCCCGUGGUUGUCAUCGUUCACGGCAGCCAGGACCACAAUGCUACCGCCACCGUGCUGUGGGACAACGCCUUUGCCGAGCCGGGCAGGGUGCCAUUUGCCGUGCCCGACAAAGUGCUGUGGCCGCAGCUGUGUGAGGCGCUCAACAUGAAAUUCAAGGCCGAAGUGCAGAGCAACCGGGGCCUGACCAAGGAGAACCUCGUGUUCCUGGCUCAGAAGCUGUUCAACAACAGCAGCAGCCACCUCGAAGACUAUAAUGGCAUGUCCGUGUCCUGGUCCCAGUUCAACAGGGAGAACUUGCCGGGCUGGAACUACACCUUCUGGCAGUGGUUCGAUGGGGUCAUGGAGGUGCUGAAGAAGCAUCACAAGCCUCAUUGGAACGACGGGGCCAUCCUAGGUUUUGUGAAUAAGCAACAGGCCCACGACCUGCUCAUCAACAAGCCCGAUGGAACCUUUUUAUUACGCUUUAGCGACUCCGAAAUCGGGGGCAUCACCAUUGCCUGGAAGUUUGACUCUCCUGACCGCAACCUUUGGAACCUGAAGCCAUUCACCACGCGGGACUUCUCCAUCCGGUCCCUGGCGGACCGGCUGGGGGACCUGAGCUAUCUCAUCUAUGUAUUUCCCGACCGGCCCAAGGAUGAGGUCUUCUCCAAGUACUACACCCCUGUGCUCGCUAAAGCGGUGGACGGAUAUGUGAAGCCACAGAUCAAGCAAGUGGUCCCUGAGUUUGUGAAUGCGUCUGCAGACUCUGCCGGGGCCAGCGCCACCUACAUGGACCAGGCCCCCUCCCCAGCCGUGUGCCCCCAGGCUCAUUACAACAUGUACCCACAGAACCCUGACCCUGUCCUUGACCAGGAUGGAGAAUUUGACCUGGAUGAGACCAUGGAUGUAGCCAGGCACGUGGAGGAACUGUUACGCCGCCCGAUGGACGGUCUGGACCCCCGCCUCUCCCCGCCUGCUGGUCUUUUCACUUCCGCCAGAGGCUCGCUCUCGUGAAUGUUUGAGUCCCCUACUUCUCCUUGGAAGCAAUGUUCAGUGUGAAGGGUUCAUAUUGAUUGUGAUGUUAGUAUUGCUGUGCAUAUUGAUGCCUCUGCCUACAGCACGUGUUCACAUGCGCGGGUGUGUGCACACGUGCGCACGAGGUGUGCCUGCCUCGAGUUGGCCCUCCCGGGUAUGUGGUCGCGGCGGCAGCCCCCACCUUUCUCUUCAGAUCAAGGCAUCCCAAGGGCCCGCUGGGUCUGUCUAGAAGGGGCUCUGCUUCCUCUGCACAAUGCAGGCAAACCUAGUCCCCGUUGGGGCCUUUUCUGCCUAGCAGCUAUUUGAAUGAAAUUAUUCCAGGGGCACGGACACAGCUUUGCCUCCCAGAUGUGCGCAUAUGCAUUUCUGUACGUGCCUCUGUUCUCAUGCAAGCGUGUUGUUCUGUUGAUUCUUUCCUUCUGGAGGCUGGGUUCCAUUUUGAGUACUAUUUUAUACUUUAUGUAAUGAUAUGGACUUGAGACUUUUUGUGAAUGGAGCGCUUAUCUAGACCAUGGGCCUCACACGGCGCAGAUGGGUCCUUUGGGUCGGGUUUUUCAGAGCUGCUCUGAGUAUGUGGUUCUUAGCCUCCUGGCGUCCAGCCAGAGGACUUGAGCUUCACAUCUCUGGUGCUGUUGCCCGGCCCUGCUAUCUCUUUUCAACUGCUCUUCCCCUUCCAUCCACCAGCCCCAGCCUUCUGUCCCUGACUCUCUGCAGCCUUGCUCGCAGGAGAGCUGGGAGAGGGGCAGGGACGGGUCUAGGACACCUGGGGACUCUGCGGGGUGAUCCCCUCCCCUCCUGGAAAAAACCUGCAGUGAGAGACAGCCGCAGACCAGCCACGCGCUGCUGGUUGGGGAGGACCUGGAGUGAGGGGUAAAAGCUGAUCUCCUUCCCCUCUGCCUGGAACAGGCCUCAUCCCAGUUGCAGAGCGCUGAGGUCGGCUUGCUCCCAACCUCACAUGCUCCUCCCUCUGGGGCAGCGUGUGGUGGAAGGUCAGGAGUCCCAGGUUGAAACAUCUCUGAAGGAAGGUGGGGACGAGAAGAGGGAUUCUUGUGUACUUUGUACAUAGGCCACACAUUUGUGUAAACAAUGUUUUUGAGUAAAGUAUUUUUUUCAUAAA